This is a messenger RNA of Lingula anatina, 3513 nucleotides long. RefSeq names its product TWiK family of potassium channels protein 7. Gene Ontology annotation, molecular function: outward rectifier potassium channel activity; potassium ion leak channel activity. NCBI's taxonomy places the organism in Eukaryota, Metazoa, Brachiopoda, Lingulata, Lingulida, Lingulidae. The record is from RefSeq and is a predicted model, not a curated record. Gene Ontology annotation, biological process: stabilization of membrane potential; potassium ion transmembrane transport. Gene Ontology annotation, cellular component: plasma membrane.
UGUACCGAUACAUGGAGCUGCACGCAUAGUUUUUAUGUGGGUCGUUAGUGAAGUGUUCGGGUAUGCAUAUUGAAGCCUUUAUUACCCUGUGUGCAGUUUUCAGUGCAUCAUAAUAAAUGAGGAAACAGCUGUAUUGUCGCAACAGGUCAGUCGCGAACACUUAGGUUAGUACGAUAAACAGCAGAGAUGGCGAGUUGGUGAGUUGUCAUUCAUCUCAAGAACGAGAUAUGUGGGCCUUCUGGAAAUUUAUGGAUCAAAGAGCAUUCAGGAUAUGUGGUCUGUUUAACGGAGUGAAUGCUGUUAUGUAUAAUCACACAGAGCACUCAAUGUUACACUAAUAUAUAGCAUCACGCCUAGUAGCUAGACCAGUGGUGUCAAUUUAUUCACAUACUACAUGUACAUCAAGCCUAUAUACAGAAGGAAGCAUUAAUGCAGCCCUACGUGCAAAGUUAUGUAAGACACCAGUGCGACACCUGUUCAGAUGAGAGACGGUCCCAGCAAUAUCAUCCAGUGACAUUUGAACCCUUACUCAAGAUCAGUGUUACAGAUUAAGGAGUGACUAUGGCCAUAUGGACAAUUUGAAGGACAUAUUAGAAAGGUAAAAUCGGCAAAAAGCUUCAUUACUUAGUAAAUAACGGCAGAGCUUGAGUAGAACUCACAGUCCGAGAAACAAUGGAGUCCGAUGCGUUGCUGGUUCUCUCUCCUGGUCCUGUGACAGAGGAUGAGAAGACAAGGGCGCAUGCCAGCCCAGCAGGAAAGAUGUCUUACUCCUCAGAAACUGAGCCGGGAACGAAGGAGAGUGACUUUGUGGAUAGAGGCAUUUGUGUGGUACAAAAUGACGAUUCCAAUCACAACGAUUACGUAGAUGGUGGCAGUGAAAUUACCUCGAAGUACGAUGAAAUGUCACAAUUCUCAGAAGAUAAUACACACAAAGAAGAUGAUCCAAAAACGAAAAGGACAAAAAUAAGAAAAACGAUCAUCCGCAUUGUGUCAUCCAACACCGCCUUGGUUUUCUUUCUAAUCGGAUACUCAUUCAUCGGGGCGGCCAUAUUCCAAGCCAUUGAAGCUCCAGUUGAAAGAGACGAGAUUGAGAAGAACAUACGUUCAGAAAAAGAAACCGUUGCAAGACUAUGGAACAAGUCUUUGCAUCUUUUAUUUACUGCUCAGGGAGGAAAUGUCAGUCAAACGUAUGUGACAAACGAAACUGUCAACAGCACAGAAUAUACGUAUCGGCAAGUGGUUGCCAAUGGAUUGCCUUUAAAUGCUUCUGAAUGGGAGGAAAUGUUUAGAAAAGAGGUUGAGGGUAUUGUGCAAACUAACAAGAAUCCUAAGUGGACGUUCUGGGGAUCACUGUUCUUCUGUGCUACAGUCUACACCACUGUUGGUUAUGGGCAUAUUGUACCAAAAUCGGACGCGGGCCGAAUUGCAACUAUGAUCUAUGCUCUCCUCGGUAUUCCACUGUGCCUGAUCACUUUGGCCAAUUUAGGCAAGUUGCUGUCAAGAGUCAUCAAAUUUCUGUACAACGGUGUUCGGCGACAGUAUCGAAAACUAUGUGAUUACUGUGCAGCAUGUUGCAAAAGAGCAAAGCGAAAGACACAUUUCACUUCUUCGAAUGAAGCGAUGGAAAACGGCGAUUUAAAAGAACAGGAAGAUUCGUUCAGACCCCAUUUAUCAUCAACGGACACUGUCGAUGGCGAGAAGGAUAUUGCCAGAAGAGCAGCAAAGGAAAGAAGGCGCACUGCCCGUGAAAAAGCCCUGGAAAAGAUAGAUGACAAUUACAAUUUACCAGUAGGGGCCGCUGCAGUCAUCCUAGCGGUUUAUAUCGCAUUGGGAGCAUGGAUGUAUACGAUCUGGGAAGUUGACUGGAAGAAUUAUCUAGAGGCUUUUUAUUUCUUAUUUAUUUCACUCUCAACGAUUGGGUUUGGUGACAUUACUCCUAAACAUCCUAAUAACUUUAUUGCAAGUUUUAUGUAUAUUCUCCUCGGAUUUGCGUUAAUCUCAAUGACCGUUAACGUGAUUAUGCAAGUGAUGGCAAACAAGAUUGAUGAUACCAUUGAAAAAACUAAAAAGACAGUGGUGGUUGUCGAGAAAAGGGUUGCAUAUGUGGCGAAAAGUGCCGCGGAUGUCACAAAGAGGAAAGCCACAAUAGUGGGCAAAAAAGUCAGUGGAGCGAUACACGGAGUUUGCGAGCGUGAGGAAAAGAAACCCGGAGCUUUAGUUAACGGUCUUGCCAUGGCACGCAGUUUAACAGACAGUUGUAGUCAAAUAGCCAAGGCGUCGAGCGACUCUGAAAUCGCUGCACGAACAAGUGCGUUGCCUACUGAUAGAUCUCAGAGUCAGAAUUUUGUCUUGGAAUCAGCCUUGAAAAACGCCAUACCACAGCCAUUGCUAGAUAACCAGAAAACAACUGAGAUUGAAACCGUUCGUAGUGAGGAAGCAUCUAAUGAUAAAGACUGCUGAAUGCUACAUCAUCGGUAGAGAAGGGUGUGCGUCAUUUGACCAUCAUGGUCCAUGGUGAUAACAUGUCGGUUAAUGCCAAGCAGACACUCAACGUAGAUUAAUCUCUUAGUUUAAAGUUGGCUUUGGACGUUGAUCAACAAAGAUCCAACAUUGUUUCAACGUUGAAUAGUUAACUUCGAAAACAUGAUGUUAAUGCAUUGCUCAGUAUAGGUCAACUUAAAAUAUCGACAUUGUACGUGUAACAGCGCUGGGUUUUGAACCAAAAUUAAACGAUCUCCCUUUUCAAAUAAUCUCCAUUGGUUCUAUACAAAGCUAUUGAAUUUCAAGAGCAAAUUUCUAUUAUCGCGCCACAACAGUACAAGAUGGCAAGAUUUGCUUUAAGUGCUUUAAAAGUGAAUGUCUUUUUAAAGAUGCAACGUUGAAUUUAAUAUAAUUACAUUUUAGGUGUUUAUUCAACAUUUAUAUAUAAGUAUUGUUAGUCUGCUGGAAGACGGGUUUUGUAAGCCGUAAUGCUGAAAAAUGAACAGAGACAUUUUCAAUUAUCGUGUCACUGCAGAAUAAAUUAAUUGCAAGACAAGGUCGCUAAAAAAUACAAGUUACUCCCAUAGCGCAUACUAGCCCCGCCGAGGCUGUGCACCCGGGCUUACACAUGCAUCCCCGCACAUGCCCAGUAGCAAAGUUCGACUUCUUUUUGUUACUUAUAACAUUUUAAUGCCACUUAAGCUUAUGUAUUGUAGUAAUGCGCCACUUUUUGCCAGGCUUUUUACUUCACUUAUAAGCUGUGAUAAGUAUUCGGAAAAGAAAAAACAAAUGCCACAAUGGACUCUUAUCAAGUCUGUUUUUAUUCAGAAUUUAUUUAAUUAGUUUAAUGUUUUAAUAUUUUCUUCAAAUAUUCAGUUUUAUGUCCCAGAAUGUCAAAUGUAUUUCGUGAAAUAAAAUUUUAUACGUUGUGUCAUUUUUUCGCCAGGUGAAAAUGGAAUAACAUAUUUGCUCAGUUUUGGCUUUGGUGUGUGUAUUUUAUUCAUUUCUUAUCAAAUCCCUGGAAAUGCAUCC